Epithele typhae is the source of this 258-nucleotide messenger RNA. RefSeq lists its product as uncharacterized. The record is from RefSeq and is a predicted model, not a curated record. Lineage: Eukaryota; Fungi; Basidiomycota; Agaricomycetes; Polyporales; Epitheliaceae. The annotation marks the transcript as partial. The transcript has a single exon.
UGCCCGCACUGCAACUACACGAGCCACCGCAAGCCAGACCUGCGCCGACACGUGGACACGCACACGGGCGGGUCGACGCCGAUGCGGUGGAUCUGCGGUGGGGUGCCGCUCGCGGAGGCGCGCAAGCGCGGGAUCAACGUCGAGAGGAUGCACGUGUAUUUGCUCGAUGGACAGGAGAGGGUGGGAGGGUGCUUGAAGGCGUUCAGCCGGCGCGACGCGAUGCUGCGCCACUGGCGCACGACGGGCGGGCGGUGCAUC